Penaeus vannamei (Pacific white shrimp) is the source of this 2215-nucleotide messenger RNA. Lineage: Eukaryota; Metazoa; Arthropoda; Malacostraca; Decapoda; Penaeidae. The record is from RefSeq and is a predicted model, not a curated record.
GUUUUCUAUAGUAUUGUUUAUCUUUGAACGAGUGAGGCGAGGACGUCAACAAAGUCUUGUGUCUAGAUAAGGAUAUUUUAGAGUAUCAAGAACUAUGCUUCCUCGGGUGCGUCGGGUGUGGUCAAAACUCUUUGGCCGCUACCUCUGGGUUACCAACACUGUGAGCUGCGGAGUUCUCUUAGGGGUCGGAGAUGGGAUACAGCAGCACAUAGAGCGAGCACGAGGAGUUUCCACCAGUGAGCGUUACGACUGGGCACGGACUGGACGGCUGUUCCUCGUUGGUCUAAGCCAGGGACCUCCUCAUCAUGUGUUCUAUGUGUGGUUGGAUAAGGUUUUACCACAGAAGAAUGCAAAAACCGUUUUCAAGAAGAUUAUGGCCGACCAGUUCUUGGCUGCCCCGUUCUUUGCUGUCACCUUUUUCUUGUUUGCCGGCCUUCUAGAAGGGAAGACGCUGCCUGAAGCCUGGAAGGAGUUCAAACAAAAGUUUCCUGCAGUGUAUUUGUUUGAUUGGUUCAUAUGGCCACCAACGCAGACAAUCAACUUCUAUUUUGUCCCUCUACAGUACCGAGUGGUUUAUAUCAAUUGUGUAACUGUUGUAUGGGAUGUCUUCCUUUCUUACACGAAACACAAGGACCAAGUGAAAAAGCAAGAAAAGGAAGUUUGACAACACAGCUGAAUAGUCUGUUAUUAUUUUCUUUUUUCUUUUCUUUUUUUUUUGUCUUCUCUAACAAAUUUAUUAACACGUAACUAAACAAAAAAUAUGUACAUGAUGUUCCCACAGGUAAUUUUUUUUUAAUGGUCUCUAAUGGUCACAGAUGGCAUAAUAAGCAUGCCACAUCCACUGCUGUCAUAGUUUAUUAGUGGUAUCUUGUUGCCAAGGUGGAAAUUAUUGGUCUUAUAUAUCUUACAUGAUUACCAUUUUCCCUGAUUUGCAAAGAGAUUCACUUUUUUUUAUUAUUAUUAUUAUUAUUGUUAUCUGUAUUUUUGGGAGAUUAUAAUACUCAUAAUGUUAGUGAUAAUGAUAGCAGCAUUGUUAUAAACAGCAUUAGAAGGAAAUUCAAGGAAAGGGAUCUCCUAUGAGGUCACAAGUGCCUACUUAUUAAUUCCUUGAUGACAGCAUUUGUGGAGCCAUCUUUUGAUAGGAAAGUUCACAAAAAGCUGCAGUUGAUAGUACAUGAACUGUGACCAUAGAGUUAAUAACCACUUACUUUGGGAUUAAUCAAGGGUCGUUUUUGCAAUUUUCUCAGAAACUUAAGAGAUAGAAGGAAAGACAGACAGGAUGUACCUGUGUUGUACUUACGGUGGAGUCAAUUCUCCGUGGUAACAGAUUCCUUGGCAUAAUUAUUACACUGCUCAUUAACCUAUAUUCAUUUAUUUUAAAGUACAGGCUGCAUUUUUUAUCAGAAUAUAUACCAGAUAGUAUAAAGAAAAAUGUUUAUGAAAUGUUAAAACAUCAAAUGUUAUUUAUAUGCUGGAUUUUCUUGUCUUCCAUACACUGCCAUUUCUCAGGGGGGAAAGGAAUUUGUAUGAUAUUUAUUAUAUAGCACAGAUGGGAAUUAUAUGCUUAUAUUUUAUGCCAGAUUGAAAGGUUAAUCUAUAGUACUAUGUUUCAUAUUUAUGGAUAUAUAGCAAACAUCUGUUCAAGUUAUUCAGAUUCCAUAUAUUUUUUAUAUUACUGAAAUUGAUAUGGUUGUUUUAUUUACUAAUAUUUUAGUAGAAAUUAUGAUAGUAUUUGUAGGACAUAGCUGAAUUUACAUAGGAUUAGUAAAACAAGUGUUUGACUUGUAAUAUCUAUGAAAAUUAACAGAUAUAUAAUAGUAUUUUUAACUUGAUAUCUGUAUAUUCCUGAGAAUGUAUAUAUUUUUCUAAAAUACAGUGUUUACAAAUUUCACUUGUAUUUUUUCCUAUUAUGGAUAUUAAGACGAGCAGAUUUAAGGGCAAUUAAUUUAAUUAGCAUAUAUUUGGAAAAAAGGGGACUCUGUUACAAAAGACCCCCCCCCCUGCCCUUUAUUACUUUGUGUAAUAAUAAUAGUUUUAUACGUUUAUUUGGAGAGAAUGUUUAUGACUUCCCACUUUUGUAUAUAUCACAGUAGAGUACUUUAUUUGUGUUCAGAGACAAUGCAAUGGAUGUACAAAAUUUUGUGACUUUUCCUUUAUUCUGUUUUUUUCAUAUAAAUAUGUAUGGGAGUUUUGAAAGUACAAACCAAGAUAUCUU